Molecule: messenger RNA, 591 nt
Organism: Caenorhabditis remanei
Lineage: Eukaryota; Metazoa; Nematoda; Chromadorea; Rhabditida; Rhabditidae
Exons: 4
Coding region: 1-591 (196 amino acids)
Biological process (GO): regulation of gene expression; replication-born double-strand break repair via sister chromatid exchange; establishment of mitotic sister chromatid cohesion
Cellular component (GO): Scc2-Scc4 cohesin loading complex
Molecular function (GO): chromatin binding
Source: RefSeq, a predicted model, not a curated record
AUGGAAGCCCGGCACCGUCGGCGCGUGUUGGUGUCGUACAAUCACCUCAGUUCCACAAUCGGCCACGUCGAUAAGAGAGAGACCAUCGCCGACUUGUUUACGAACACCCGAGGGAUAGUUGGCUUACGUCAAAUCUACGCAUCGAACGAUGAAAUCGACGUCGGCGACAUAUUCGAGAAGGAGAUUUGUGAGGAACGGGCGACCGAUGAGGCGGUGAUCGCAUUGAAUGUGAUGUCGAGUCAUCGGAUGCAUAACAAGCCUCGAAAGGGACGAACGCAUUCCUCAGCGGAUUCCUCGCGAAAUGCUCUCGAAAAGGAACAAAAUGGACGGAGAGGAAGACUACCGUAUACUUUUUCCAAUUUCCUUCAAGAACUUCUCGUCGCAAUCAACUCACCCGAAUGGGCAGCUUCUGAGAUGAUUCUCACGGCAUUGGGAUCCUUGUUGAUCAAGAAUUUUAGAUCAAAAUCGAUGGAUAUGACGAUCCGACAGGCGAAAUUGCGAAAAGAUAUGAAAGAUGAGAUAGCCGGGUGUCGUCUGAAUUCUGUUGUGAAGAAGGCGUUCUAUUUGAUGGAUGACAAGGGAUCACUAUGA